CGUCCUUCGGGAUAAUUGUGCGAGUGAUAAGAAAAGACCCCGUCCACGGCACGUUAUCAGUAUCAUCCCAUACCACCAGCUGAGCUUUGCAUCGUUACGAACUGGUGCGUGAAGUGCAAAAUUGUUACCGCCCUUUACUACUAGUUGACACAGUAAUAUUUUGUCUCGGGCUACUGCGAACGCGAUCAAGAUCGCUCUCUCGGUCCUCUCAGAUCGCUGUGCGAACGUUCUACGAACCGCUUUGUGUGCCUCGUUGUUUGAGUCAUCGUGGGCAUCGACUCGGUAGUGGAGUGCGAUAAUAAGGGCUGGACUUGGACAUCCUUGAAAAAACAGUCGAGUGGGAAGCUUACACAAAGCAUUUGGACGAGCAUUACAUACUCCUGCGUGAAGCUGUGUGAUUUUUGUUUCUGGUCCUCCACAUGAGGCGGUAAACGGCGGUAAACCAGUGUACAAAAGAUAACCGCCACGGAAGGCAGACAAAUUUUGAGUCUGCUUGAGCACGAAUAAAGCGACUUCAUCAAGCUGAAAUCCGCGGCGGUCUGUUCACAUUCACAACAAUGGCUGAAAAUGAAGACGAUUCGGCUUCCACCGUGGAGCGUUCCGCUGGUCCGGAACAGAGGCCUAAGCUGAUCACCAUAGAACCAGCCGUGCUUCUGAUUUUCUUCGCUUGGAACGUCUCAGCGGCCGUAUUUGCAAACCAGAUCGUCUACCAAACGUGUACGGUUACGCUGGGAAAGAAUGAAUCGCUUUGUGCGCAGCUCGGAACGGAAAAUGAAACGAAGGAAGUUAAGGAUCUCGAGAAACAGGUGCAACCGUACUCGGCAAACAUUUUGAUGGCGAAAUCUUUAGUCGAGUCGAUCGUUCCGGCACUGUGCAGUAUGCUGAUUGGUCCGUGGUCCGAUAGAUACGGUCGGAAACCGGUUCUUAUAGCUUGCUUCACGGGAACGUUCCUCACCUACGCGAUCGUGGCGCUCAUCAGCUUCCUUUCCAUGCGCAUCGCCAUCAACCCGUGGUUCUACAUUCUCGCCUCCGUCACGACGGCCCUGACCGGCGGUACCUGCGCCCUGAUAACGGUGAUCUUUUGCUACAUUGCAGACAUCACGACGGAAAGCAAUCGUGCCAUGAAGAUGGCAUUUUUGGAAGCCUCAAUAUUCGCAGGACUCCUAAUAGGAACGCUAAGCAGUAGUUUUAUUCUGCGCUGGACUAAUGCCUGUACGGUAUUUACGGCCGGGGCCGUAUCGGUGUUUCUCGCUUUGGUGUACAUAUAUUUUUUCAUCGAAGAAAGCAUUAAACCGAACGAUCUCGGAGUAGCUAAUAGCAAAAUACGUGAACUGUUCCGUUGGGAUUUGGUAACGGAGCUCACGCAAACAUGCUUUAAGCGUCGGCCGAAUUAUGAUCGGCUCAUCAUUUGGCUAACGAUAGCAGCUCUAGGACUCAACAUUCUUGCGAUGGAUGGUACACAAACGGUGUAUUUGUUGUUCCUGCGUGAACAAUUCGGAUGGACGGUGAAGGAUUACUCUUUCUUCGAUGCCACCAGCAUCGCUUGCAUGAUCUUUGGAAAUACGGGGGGACUGUAUGUUAUCAGAAAACUGUUUACACCGUCCGAUGCUGUCCUAGCGGCACUCGGAUAUUGCUGUUACGUGUUCAACAGCUCAAUCCACGCAAUUGCCACCGAAUCGUGGCAACUUUAUGUUGGUAUCGGGGUGUCCUUCAUGAAAGGAAUUGCAGGACCGAUGAGCCGUGCCGUUAUUUCGACAACGGCAACACCGAGCGAUAUUGGAAAGAUUUUCUCCCUGACCACUUCCAUCGAAUCGUUGACGCCGUUGGCAUCGGCGCCCCUGUACACUUAUGUGUACAAAAGUACCCUCUCGUGGUAUCCGGGCGCAUUCAAUCUCAUCACGGCGAGUGUCUACUUUAUGUGUUUCUGCUUAUUGCUGUUCGUGAGAAUGUUCCAGCGCAUGUACCAGCCGCCGACGUAUGCCCUGGUGAACUAGGGACGAUUAUGAGCAACAAUACUGCCUUAAAUUAGUGAAAGCAAUACUGAUUUGUAACGAUAUAUCUAUUUUUGUAUUCAUAGAACGAACCGAUUUACCGGAAUUGUGAUUGAAUAAAUUGUAUUUUUAUAUGACCGCAA
Messenger RNA from Anopheles darlingi, 2134 nucleotides. Its product is annotated as proton-coupled folate transporter-like. Lineage: Eukaryota; Metazoa; Arthropoda; Insecta; Diptera; Culicidae. The record is from RefSeq and is a predicted model, not a curated record. Bases 558 to 1994 code for a protein of 478 amino acids. Gene Ontology annotation, cellular component: membrane. Gene Ontology annotation, molecular function: transmembrane transporter activity. Gene Ontology annotation, biological process: transmembrane transport. The transcript is spliced from 5 exons.